AUGGCACCUUCUGCAUUCUAUGCCAGUGGUUUCAAUGCCUUCGGUCACCUCUCCUCCGACUCCGAUAAAGACCUCACCGAACCCAGAGAGCUGGCAUCCUUCCAGGACGGCGACACCGCCAAACUUCUUUUCGCUGGCUGGAGCGAGACAACCUUUUAUCAGCGAGGCAAGAAGAACGGUUCGAUCUUGAGACUUGGCAGCACCAAGAUCACUCAGGAGGCCCCGCUGCCUGAUCUCGUCACUGGAUUUGGCGAUCACAAUGGCCUCCUUGGUAUCCUUAGUCGCAAAGGGGGUGUUGCGUUCACCGAAGAGAAUCAGGUCGAAGCACAUAAAGCAACAGCAGACUCACUCUCAGAUGAAGAAACGCCAGGUAUCGCCUACUUGGCUGUAGCAGGCAAUGGCCAUGUCGCUGUUGUUCUCACCUCUGCCAGUUCACCUCGAAGCAGCAUCCUGGAGUUCACAUCUUUCGAUAGAUUCCGCCAAUGGUUCGACGAUGAAGUCAAUGACCUUCAUGGACCCACCUUCGAUCAUACCGUUCCAGGACGCAUAGCUCAGUUGGUCGCCAAUGUGACAGGCUUCGUAUGUCUGACGCAGGACGGCAAUGUAUAUACCUGGGGUGAUGCAAGGCAUAGCUCGUUGGGUCGCAGCGUUGCUGAGACACAAGCUAAAAGUCCAGGCUUGGUCGACUCUCUUGCCGGUAUCCAGAUCAAGAAGAUUGCGUCUGACGGUUGGGUGACGGCAGCAUUGUCGACAGAUGCUGCGGUAUAUAUUUUCGGCACAGGCACACCUGGAACGCAGCACUCGCUCUCCUGUCUGGACGGACUCAACUCAAUGGAAGCAGCAUUGGUGGAUAUCGAGGACAAGGCAGAAUCUCUGGACUUCCUGGAUGUUGCAGUGGGUGAUGGACAUGUCUUGCUUUUGGCUCAAGAUGGCCGUGUCUUUGCCGCUGGGGACAACCGCAAUGGUCAACUAGGCCUUGGUCAAAAGUCCUCGACUUACAUCAAAGACUGGCGAGAGGUCAUCAUGCCAGAUCAGCGCUGCUGCAUUGCAGUGGUCGCAGGUCCCAAAUCAUCGUUCUUCCAACUUGCUGAGAGCUGA
Aureobasidium namibiae CBS 147.97 is the source of this 1098-nucleotide messenger RNA. Its product is annotated as RCC1/BLIP-II protein. The coding region runs from base 1 to 1098 and encodes 365 amino acids. Gene Ontology annotation, cellular component: cytoplasm. The record is from RefSeq and is a predicted model, not a curated record. NCBI's taxonomy places the organism in Eukaryota, Fungi, Ascomycota, Dothideomycetes, Dothideales, Saccotheciaceae. Gene Ontology annotation, molecular function: guanyl-nucleotide exchange factor activity. The transcript has a single exon.